Molecule: messenger RNA, 631 nt
Organism: Durusdinium trenchii
Lineage: Eukaryota; Dinophyceae; Suessiales; Symbiodiniaceae
Source: the annotation of a GenBank genome assembly
GUGGGAUGGUGACGCUCCUUUGAUUUUGCGCACACUGGGCACGGGUGGUGGGGUUGGGGUGAGGUGGGACGUUCCCGUUCUAGUUUCCGAAUCCUAGUUUCCGAAUCCGUGCCGUCCCUAGUUUCCGAAUCCUGGGCCACCCUAGUUUCCGAAUCCGCGGUUCUAGUUUUAGUAUCUGCUGUUGACCUAACUUCAACAUAGGGCUAGGUAAAUGGCGCUGGUUCUUGUUCGGAGUCACGCGUACAUUGUAUUGGAAUAUGUUGUCAAAGCAUCCCAAAGCCAGUGCACCUGUACUCAGGGAGAUGAAACGCGCAAACGCAGCUUGGGGACUGUAAUUAGACUUCUUGGUCAAGAGGCCAGAGUGCCCACCAGCAAGGUUAUAUUGAUGACGGCGCGGAUAGGGGCUCGGAUAAAGAUCUCUCAGAAAGAGGAGCUUUACUCCAAGAUCCGCGAGCUUUGCGUCCAAGACCCUGGAGAGACUCAUCGGGGCAUCGACUUCCCCUGCUUCUUGCAGCUCAUGCAGUGGAUGUUGGAUUGCAACUUUGGAGAAAUCAAUGAAGCAGCGGAGCGAUCAAUCAAGAACUGACACAAAAAAAACAGUGGGUCAAGCUGUACACGAUUAUUCAAUUGC